AUGAUAUUACGACGUUUAUUGGAGCCACAAACGUUGACCUGCUUAUCGUUGAGGUGGAAUUGUCCAUGGCAUCGAAGCAACUUCCGUCCAUGCUACUUCCCGUUUAAGCUUCAGGAAAAACUAAACACUCAAACGAUUGAGACGCGAACAAAAACCCGUGGCGGACGUUUAAUGCUGAUGCGAAGAGUUCUACGCGAGCAGCCAUUCUUGGGAUACGUAACAAAGCCUCCACAACCAGAGAAAGUUGAAUAUCCAAUU
Mesorhabditis belari is the source of this 258-nucleotide messenger RNA. NCBI's taxonomy places the organism in Eukaryota, Metazoa, Nematoda, Chromadorea, Rhabditida, Rhabditidae. The record is from the annotation of a GenBank genome assembly.